UUGUAAUUAUUUAUGGUUAUAAUUUAUUGUAAUAAAUAAUUUUAACUAGACAUUUUUAUCUGUAUAAAAAAUCAAAAUCUUCAUGUAAUUAAGGAAAUUACAUGCAUAUAAUGCAUUUAUUGUAAGGUCCCUAGAGGGCAGGAGGUCAACAUAAUACUCUGUAACUGAGGAUCGACGCCAAGGCGUUGCGCGUGGAGUCAGAGUGAUUUUAUGUGAUGGUCCUUGUUCCAAUUGUGUUUUCAAUUAAUUUUUGAAAUAUAACAUGUUGUGAUUACAAUAAAAGUAAUACUAGGAUAAGAUCGACACCAGCGCGUGUCAAAUGAAUCUCAUUGAAGGAUGAAUGGAGAUAGUGGACAAGUGUACUUUAAAAGAUUAGAGGAAUCAUUCUAAACGUGAGAAAACAAUCCUGAAUGUUUGAAUAUUUUUAUUAUAUCAAAAAAUGGAUCCUCAUGAAGCAGAGCUGAUUGAAAACUUGGAGAGGGAAGUUGAAGGACUAAAGGUUCGACUGGAAGAUGAAAGAAAAAAAUUGAAUGAUGUCAAAUUGGCUGAAGUUGCUGACCGAUUAGAAUCCAUUUCUUGUAUCAAUCUUAAACAGCGAAGAAUUUUGAAGGGUCAUCAAGCUAAAGUACUAUGUUCAGACUGGUCUCCGGAUAAGAGACAUAUAGUAUCCUCUUCUCAAGAUGGAAAGAUGAUAAUUUGGGAUGCUUUCACUACUAAUAAAGAACAUGCAGUUACUAUGCCCACCACUUGGGUAAUGGCUUGUGCUUAUGCCCCCAGUGGUGCUCUAGUUGCUUGUGGAGGCUUGGAUAAUAAAGUAACAGUAUAUCCUUUAAGCUUAGAAGACGAUGUUAGCACUAGAAAGAAGACAGUUGGUACUCAUACAUCUUAUAUGUCUUGUUGUGCAUUUCCCAACAGCGAUCAGCAAAUUUUAACUGGCAGCGGAGAUAGUACCUGUGCUCUUUGGGAUGUAGAAAGUGGCCAGCUGCUCCAAAAUUUCCACGGACAUUCUGGUGAUGUUAUGGCUAUUGAUUUAGCACCAAGUGAAACCGGUAAUACUUUUGUCUCUGGUAGCUGCGAUAAAAUGGUACUUAUCUGGGACAUGAGAAGUGGCCAAUGUGUUCAAAGUUUUGAAGGCCAUGAAUCAGAUGUAAAUUCUGUACGAUUUCAUCCUGGUGGAGAUGCUGUUGCUACUGGAUCAGAUGAUGCUACUUGUCGUCUCUUUGAUUUACGUGCAGACAAAGAAGUAGCUGUUUAUGCGAAAGAGAGUAUCAUUUUUGGAGCUAAUGCUGUUGACUUAAGUGUGAGUGGUCGCUUACUUUUCGCUGGUUAUAACGACUAUACUGUUAAUAUCUGGGAUACUUUAAAAUGUCAACGAAUAGUUUCACUCUAUGGACAUGAAAAUCGUGUUUCUUGUCUUCAAGUUUCACCUGAUGGAACUGCUCUUUCUACUGGUAGUUGGGAUGCAACACUUCGUGUUUGGGCUUAGAAUCGUUUCCAUUUAAAGUUGUAUUUAGUUUCACUUUCAUCUCACUGGUUAUCAAUAAUCGUGUGUGAUAAAAAAAAAGUACCAAUGUGCAUUUAAACCAGUUCUAGAUAUUAUACAUGCCACAAGUGUAGGAUAAAGAUGUAGGAUAUACAUAUAUAAAUAUCAUGUAUGUUAAAUCAAAACAAAAAAAAAAACAAAACCAAAGUAUUUAUGGAUAAAUGAAAUGGGUACAUGAACAGCUGAAUGCAUAAUUGUUGUAUGAAUUUACAAAAUAUAUAUAUAUAUAUAAAUAUGAAAUGAUGAUUUAUGUACGAAGAAAAUUUUUUAAAAUCUUCGUCAAGCAGUUAUUGAUUUUAAAAUAUAUUGAAUUGAAAAUAUGUUUGAGCUCGUUUUGAAAGAAUUCAUAUGGUUUUAUUUGCAUUAGAUUUUGUCUUUUGAUGAAUUAUUUUAAGAGUGUGUGAUUAAUAAUACAAUUUAACCUAUUAAUAUACACCAAAGUUAAGAAGAUCUAAUAAGUUAUAUAAAUAUCACAAUAAAAAAUAUUUUGGCAUCAGUUGAUAAUGAAAUAAAUGUAUGAAGAGAUUUAUUCGUAUUGAGAUCAAUGCAACAAUUUUAAUGUGAAAUUCUUUAAAAAUUAUUGAAAAUUUUUCUUCGUCUGUAAUAUCUAAAAUAUAAGUGAUAAAGUCACUUAAAAAAAUGUAAAUCAUUGUAUCAAUUAUCAAAUAAUAGAUAGACAACAGUAUAGACAAUAGUAAAAUAUACCUUCGAAUUAAAAAUAUGUGAAUUUUAGUUGAUAUUCAACAAAAAUGUAAAGAGUGUAUAGCAUAAAAAAGAAAUAUCAGAAUUGUAUUGUUAGGCUGGACCUAAAUUAAAGAUGAAAUAUUGAGUGAAAAUAUUUGUAAAAAAAUUGAAUUUGAAAAAUUAGGAAACAAUCUGUGUUCGAAAAUCAUACUACAUCAACUGAUAUUGUAAGAAAAUAAUAAUAAAUGAUAAAAAGAAAUAAAUUAA
Molecule: messenger RNA, 2494 nt
Organism: Chelonus insularis
Lineage: Eukaryota; Metazoa; Arthropoda; Insecta; Hymenoptera; Braconidae
Gene: Gbeta5
Product: guanine nucleotide-binding protein subunit beta-5
Exons: 4
Coding region: 440-1486 (348 amino acids)
Biological process (GO): G protein-coupled receptor signaling pathway; G protein-coupled dopamine receptor signaling pathway
Cellular component (GO): heterotrimeric G-protein complex; cytoplasm
Molecular function (GO): protein binding; signaling receptor complex adaptor activity
Source: RefSeq, a predicted model, not a curated record